CCGCUUGUCGUGCUUCCUGCUCUGCUGAGGGAGGGGACGGUGCUGACGGCUGGGAGGACGCGAGGAGCGACAAGAAAGCCUUGGGAAAGACACAAGAGAGCGGGGGAAACGGCCCGGAUUUCCACCGUCCGUCGGGAGAUAAAAACAACCCCAAGUUUCCGCAGCGGCCGAAAUUGUCACCGAAGAGGCGCCGAAAAAAAUGUCGACUAGUCGUCAGCUGAGCGAGAGCAGGGCCAUCCCGACCAGGACGGUGUUGAUCAACGACACAACGCAGCUACCUCAUAACUAUUGUACCACCCCUGGAGGCACUUUAUUCUCUACCACUCCUGGAGUGUCACAGUGCCCUCUACUGGUCAAGCUGCAAACUUACCUGCAAAUGCAAACACGACAGCCUCCAUCUCCAUCUCCCCUCGCCAAGAAGACAGUUCUGUCUCAAGGAACGCGGAUCAUCUACGACCGCAAGUUCUUGCUGGACAUGCGGAACUCGCCCAUAGCCCAAACCCCGCCGGCCCACCUGCCCGUCAUCCCUGGUGUGACCAGCCAAAACACGCUCAACGAGAACCGCAAGAACGAAGCCAACAACCACAUCAACAACCACGACGGGAAGCCAGCCACCGGUGACGACGCUCAGUUUGAAAUGGACAUCUAACAGGCCGCAUCCGCAGCAGUAACACCCCAAAAAAAACCUCAACAAAAAAAACAAAGUAAAUGACCUGGCACGCUCCGGUGUGCCAGAGGCUUGGCUUAUUAGAAACCAAUGUUGUUGCGCCCUCGUGGCAGCCAUCUUCUUUCGCUCUCCGCCUCCUUGCUGCUGGAUGUAACGUGUGUUUCAAGUUGUGGGGGUUCAGUGCGUGCCGGUACUGGGAACUGGGUUUAUUUGAAUAGAUAUCCGUAGCUACUGUACUAUUCCACCACCACACCAACGGAGCUUAUCAUGCACACUUUCAUGGCUCCUCAACAGAGCACACUUUAAAACCAAUAAUCUCACCGACUCCAGGGAGGGAGUGGCUUUUUUUUUUAAUUUACUUUGGCCUUAAAUCUUUGAUUUUCAUUUUUGGAAAGCAAAUCAUUUAUUUUCUUCCCCUUAUUUUGGAUAUUGGAACCACUUAAAAAGCUCCACAAUGUGUGUAAUGUGUAACGGUCUGGUUAAAGGAAUCUUUUUUCGGUGUGGCCCCUUUUAUUGACCCCUGGCACAUUAUAAAAAUAUAACUUAACAAGAAAAUAAAAAAAAUGGCAAAAAUGAAAAAAAAAAGGUAAUUUUACAAGAAUCGUGUCAAAAUAUUGAGAAAAAAGGUGUAACCCAACAAGUAAAAGUCGUAAUUUUACCAGAAUAAUGUCAUAAUAUUAUGAGGAAAAAUAACGUCAUUUCAGUAGCAUUAUGUUGAAUUAUUUUUUUUUUAAUGAGAUUUUUUCAAAGUCCCAAUAUUAUGAGAAACACACAAAACAAAAGUUUUAAUUUAUGGAAAAUUAGGUAGCGGAAAAAGAUAUAAUGUUAUGAGAAUAAAAUCAAAAUAUUAUGGGAAUAAAGUCCUAAUUAUGAGACAGCAGAAAUGGGGAAAAAUAGCUGCAAUUUUACGAGACUACAGUCAAAAUAUGGACAGAAAAAUGUUUACAAACAAAAUAAAAUUUUAAUGUUGGGAAAAUUGGGUUGGGGGAGAAGUUACAGUGUAAAAUGGGAAUAAAGUCAUAAUAUCAAAAAGAACAUUUACAAAGAGAAGAAAGUUGAAAUACUUGGAAGAUUUAAAAAAAAAAAGCAGAAAUGGGGGGGAAAAAAAGAGCAAAGACUGAAGCUGAUACCAAUAAUAGGCUCUUUUGCCUUUACCACAAAGCUGAGAUGCAGUUUUUUCUUACAAAAAUAUCAAAGUUUUUAGCAUAGCUUUACAAAAUAUCAAAGUGGCCCUUCCACCCUUUCAUUUUCACUAUGUGGCCCUCACUGGGGAAAAGUUUGGACACCUUUUGGGGAACACUUUUGUACCGUUCCACUACUUAAUAACGCUAGCCUGUGGCAUUUAUUAUGAAAGGUUCAUCUUGAAUUAUGAUGUUUUCCACUAUAAUUGAAGGCAGCGAGCUAAAUCGUCCCGAUGUGAGAGGUGUCCAUAGUGCAUUUGUGGCCCCCGCUGCUCGUUUUUCAUGGGCCUGCAGCACAUACCACGCAUAAAAUGAAGUACGGCCAACGUGAACGUUGCAAAGAAAUACUGACACCUGCAAACCAAACUGUCCGACUUCCUGUGCGCCUUUGCUUUCUGUCGUGAUGAACGUGUAGCAGACGGGACAACGGCGGCUUGUAUUUCUCUUCUGAGCAGGCUAUGUCCAAAAAUCUACUACAUUUUUAUAUUAAAACCCUCAAAAAGGCGAUUUAGUUGCUGAAAUAAGAAUAAUAAGUCCAACAAAUGGUUGCCUUUACCACAAAGCUGAGAUGUAGGCUGUUUUUUUAAUUAAUUGUAUUAAAUUACUCAGCGUGUUGGAUGGAUUUUACGUGCAUAAUGCCCGUCAAUCUUUAUAUGAGCUUCCCGGAAUGGAAAAAGUUUGGACACCCCUGCCCUAAAUGGUAGAUAAUCUUGGUGGACAUGUUAUUAAUAAUCCCCUGCAAGGACAAACUCAUAUCUUUUUUUCCCCCUCCAGUUCAAGUUAAAGAGCUUUAUUGUGCAUCUAAACUACAAUUGCAAAAGGAGCUGGGAAGUUUAGCUCAGAAAUUGUGAAAAUGUUGAAAGGUGGACACUUUUGGGGGAAUUAACUGGAAUUUUGUGGUCAUUUCCUCAAGAUAUUGUAUACAAACAAAGCAUUACAUAAGAAAGGCAUGCAAACUACAAUAAAUACUUUAGUGUGUUCUCAAUUUUUUAUUUUUUUUUACAAGUUCCCUGUCAUAGCCUGACAUGUAAUUUUGCAAACAUUCCCCUUAGUUCCCACAUAAAGUGUCCCUUUUUUUUUUGCAACUUCAAACAGGGAGGUGAUACUUGAAUAUUUAGACCUUUUAUGUGGAAAAACAACCCAGUGUUCAUUUUUGCGUAAAGGUUUGUUUUUGGAAGACUUGAAGUGAUCCAGACAUGUUGUAUGGAUUUUAUUUUCUUUAUUCAAAAAGUACAGUUUUUUGUAAUGAGGGUUUUGUUUGGCUGGAAGUGUUUUGUUGAGCUUGAAUGGUGCCAUCUGCAAAUCUGUCCCCCGUGUCCUUAAUCCAUUCUACUCGUAAUGGCCGUAUUUUAUUUUGUUUUUUCUUGUGUCCUGACAGUGUGCCCACGCCUUACUUAAAUGCAACGCAGUGCAUAAAACCUACAGCUCAUCAAUUUGUACUACUGCAAACAGAUGUUUAUUUUUUCACUGUAAACGUUGGACAUUGUAUUCAGCAACAGAGCAACAACAAAAAAAUCCCCACAAAACAGAUUCUUUUUUACUUUAUUUCUGUUCGUUUUCCUCAAGCAGGUGUGGAGGAGGAUGAUGUGAAGGAUGAGCGCCCCCACGUGCUAAUCUAGUGAUUGUUUUGUUCAAUGAGAAUGAUUCACCCCCAUUCGAAAGUUAUACGUUUUUAUCUGUGACAACAUUCUAGAGCGCAAAAUUUAUUUCAGAUCAUUUUGGUGGGACGGUGAGGGCUUAACAUUAUGUGAUAUAUAAUUAUCUAUGUAAAAACUAUUUGGAACAAGCUUAUUGUAACUUUCUGUUCUGAUUUAAGAUAACUUUAUUUUUCAUGUUUUCAUGAAACUUCAAAAAUGCCAGUGGACGCUGUUGCUACAAGAUCAAUAAAGUUCUGUAACAAGGAAA
Messenger RNA from Dunckerocampus dactyliophorus (ringed pipefish), 3753 nucleotides. It is a transcript of the gene eif4ebp2, whose product is annotated as eukaryotic translation initiation factor 4E binding protein 2. The record is from RefSeq and is a predicted model, not a curated record. NCBI's taxonomy places the organism in Eukaryota, Metazoa, Chordata, Actinopteri, Syngnathiformes, Syngnathidae. The transcript is spliced from 4 exons. Bases 200 to 649 code for a protein of 149 amino acids. Gene Ontology annotation, molecular function: eukaryotic initiation factor 4E binding. Gene Ontology annotation, cellular component: cytoplasm. Gene Ontology annotation, biological process: negative regulation of translational initiation.